UCUGUGUCAACCAGAUGGGCAGUUUCACAGGAACAUCCAAGACUGUUGCGUGUGACCAGAAGAUCAUGGCCAGAUAUGUGAAAGUGUCCUCCGAUAUCAUCAUGAUGAUGUGCGAGGUACAAGUGUUUGGAGAAGGUACGUGCUUGAAUAUUGAGGUGCAAAUCCAAAAUGGUCGGAAACGAGAUAGUCCUUCACCCAUGCAAAGCAGUUUGGCUCCACGUCGUAUGGAGUGCAGCAACAUCUGUUACAGACAGAACUGUACGUUCUUCAACUACAACAGAGUGACUGGGGAAUGCCAGACAGGAAGUGGCCUGGCAACUUCCGCUUCAUCCUACGCUGCGGCUGACUGGGACUUGGGCACAAUCUGUUGAAGGGCGAUUUCCCUGUAGAAAUGUGGUUUUCCACCUACCAAAUCGUUCAUGGUGAUAAUCGAAAUCAUAGACUUUUUUGAUGUCAUGGACAGUUCUGUUUCUUGAUGG
Haliotis rubra (blacklip abalone) is the source of this 479-nucleotide messenger RNA. RefSeq lists its product as uncharacterized. The record is from RefSeq and is a predicted model, not a curated record. NCBI's taxonomy places the organism in Eukaryota, Metazoa, Mollusca, Gastropoda, Lepetellida, Haliotidae. The transcript is spliced from 2 exons. Bases 15 to 371 code for a protein of 118 amino acids.